AUGAGCGCUAACGAAGCAGGUGUCGCUGAGCAAGUCAAGAACUUGUCCGUUAAGGAUAACGGUGAUGCAGCAGCAGCAAAGGCAGGUAAGAAGGAUAACAAAAAGUCCAAGCAACAAUCUCUAUACUUGGACCCUCAACCAGUCUUUAUUGAAAAAAGAAUGGAGAUGUUUGACAGAUUGCAAAAGGAAUACAACGACAAGGUUGCCAGUAUGCCUCGCGUUCCAUUGAAGAUCGUUUUAAAGGACGGUGCUAUUAAGGAAGCCACUUCUUGGGAAACUACUCCUAUGGAUAUUGCUAAGGGAAUUUCCAAAUCUUUGGCUGAUAGAUUAUGUAUCUCAAAGGUCAAUGGCCAAUUAUGGGAUUUAGACAGACCUUUUGAAGGCGAAGCCGAUGAAGAAAUCAAAUUAGAACUAUUAGAUUUUGAAUCUGAGGAAGGUAAAAAAGUCUUCUGGCAUUCAUCUGCCCACGUUCUGGGUGAAUCUUGUGAGUGCCAUCUAGGUGCCCACAUCUGUUUGGGCCCUCCAACUGAUGACGGGUUUUUUUACGAAAUGGCAGUCAGAGAUAGUAUGAAAGAUAUCUCUGAAUCUCCAGAACAAACCGUCUCUCAAGCGGAUUUCCCAGGUUUGGAAGGUGUUGCUAAGAACGUCAUCAAGCAAAAGCAAAAAUUCGAAAGAUUGGUUAUGACCAAGGAAGACCUUUUGAAAAUGUUCCACUACUCUAAAUAUAAAACUUAUUUGGUUCAAACCAAAAUUCCGGAUGGUGGUGCCACCACUGUUUACCGUUGUGGUACAUUGAUCGAUUUAUGUGUCGGUCCUCACAUCCCUCAUACUGGUCGUAUCAAGGCUUUUAAAUUACUAAAGAAUUCUUCUUGUUACUUCUUGGGUGAUGCCACAAAUGACUCUUUGCAAAGAGUUUACGGUAUUUCCUUCCCAGACAAAAAACUGAUGGACGCUCAUUUGAAGUUCUUGGCUGAGGCAUCUAUGAGAGAUCACAGAAAGAUUGGUAGGGAACAAGAAUUAUUCUUAUUCAAUGAAAUGUCUCCAGGUUCUUGUUUCUGGUUACCUCAUGGUACCAGAAUUUACAAUACUUUGGUUGAUUUGAUGAGAUCUGAAUACCGUAAGAGAGGUUAUGAGGAAGUUAUCACACCUAACAUGUACAAUUCCAAAUUGUGGGAAACUUCAGGUCACUGGGGUAAUUACAAAGAAAACAUGUUUACUUUUGAUGUAGAAAAGGAAUCUUUCGGUUUGAAGCCAAUGAACUGUCCAGGUCAUUGUUUGAUGUUUAAGUCUAGAGAACGUUCCUACAGAGAAUUGCCAUGGAGGGUUGCUGAUUUCGGUGUUAUUCACAGAAACGAAUUCUCAGGUGCCUUGUCUGGUUUGACUCGUGUGAGAAGAUUCCAACAAGAUGAUGCUCAUAUCUUCUGUACUGAAAGUCAAAUCGAAACCGAAAUCGAAAACAUAUUCAAUUUCUUGGAAUAUGUCUACGGUGUCUUUGGAUUUGAAUUCAAGAUGGAAUUAUCUACCAGACCAGAGAAGUAUGUUGGUAAAAUCGAAACUUGGGACGCUGCCGAAAGUAAAUUAGAGUCUGCCUUGAGAAAAUGGGGUGGUAACUGGGAAAUCAACGCCGGUGAUGGUGCUUUCUACGGUCCAAAGAUUGACAUUAUGAUUUCUGAUGCUUUAAGAAGAUGGCAUCAAUGUGCCACUGUCCAAUUAGAUUUCCAAUUGCCAAACAGAUUCGAAUUGGAAUUCAAAUCUAAGGAUCAAGAUGAGAGUUACGAAAGACCAGUUAUGAUUCAUCGUGCCAUUUUGGGUUCCGUUGAAAGAAUGACUGCCAUUUUGAUCGAACAUUUUGCUGGUAAGUGGCCAUUCUGGUUAUCUCCACGUCAAGUCUUGGUUGUCCCAGUUGGUGUGAAGUACCAGGAAUACGCCGAAGAUGUCCGCAACCAAUUACACGACGCAGGCUUCUAUGCUGAUGUCGACUUGACUGGUAACACUCUACAAAAGAAGGUCAGAAACGGGCAAAUGCUGAAAUACAAUUUCAUUUUCAUUGUUGGUGAACAAGAGAUGAACGAAAAGUCUGUCAACAUUAGAAACAGAGAUGUUAUGGAACAACAAGGUAAGAAUGCCACCGUUUCUGUCGAAGAGGUUUUGACACAGUUGAAGAGCUUGAAAGACGAAAAGAGAGGAGACAACGUCUUAGCUUAA
Messenger RNA from Saccharomyces eubayanus, 2205 nucleotides. It is a transcript of the gene THS1, whose product is annotated as threonine--tRNA ligase THS1. Gene Ontology annotation, cellular component: cytoplasm. The transcript has a single exon. Lineage: Eukaryota; Fungi; Ascomycota; Saccharomycetes; Saccharomycetales; Saccharomycetaceae. Gene Ontology annotation, biological process: threonyl-tRNA aminoacylation. Gene Ontology annotation, molecular function: threonine-tRNA ligase activity; ATP binding. The record is from RefSeq and is a predicted model, not a curated record. Bases 1 to 2205 code for a protein of 734 amino acids.